CAUGACCAAGGAUUUCUCUCAGCCUGACAUGGCUCUUGACAAGUCUUCAGAAACCAGUUUUUGUCGGUUUUUUGAAAGUCUUGUUCAAACUCAAGGCACUCUGCGAUUGUUUGAACGAAACGGUGGAGAUUACUACAGCGUGCAUGGCAUAGAUGCAGUGUUUGUGUCCGAACAUGUGUAUCGGACAGCUACUGUGCUGAAGCAACUGGGUUCUGGAUUGCAAAGUUGCACUCUUUCCAAACUCAACGCAAUGUCGUUUUUAAAAGAAUUGCUCACGGAAAAACAGUAUCGCAUCGAGAUUUGGUGUCCAGACUCUGGAAAAAACAAUAGUUGGAAGAUUUCUAAACAGGCAUCGCCAGGAAAUCUUCAGAGUGUCGAGGAUAUGCUUUUUGUAAACACUGACGUUGGAUCUGCACCUGUUGUGCUUGCUGUAACUGUCACUGUCAAAGGAUCUGACAAGAUUGUUGGUGUUGGAUACACGGAUGCUACCACGAUGCGUAGAUUGGGAAUAUGUGAAUUCGUUGAUAACGAAACAUUUACCAAUUUUGAAUCGAUUAUGAUUCAGCUUGGAGUCAAGGAAGUCGUUAUGCCAGACGACUCUCAAAACUAUGAUCUCAAAAAAAUCAAGGCUAUUGUGCUUCGAUGUGAUGCCAUCAUCACUGAACGACGAAAAAGCGAGUUUAAUAUACAAAACAUUCAACAAGAUCUUUCCAGACUGCUGGAAAGCGAUAUCUUUGUAUCGGCUCUGCCUGAAAUGGAACUGACAACAGCCAUGCGUUGUAUUGCUGCGCUGAUCCAUUAUCUUGAUCUCUUGGCAGAUGAAAGCAACUUUGGAAAAUAUACUAUUGAGCAGCAUGAUCUAUCACAGUAUAUGCGAUUGGACGCGGCUGCUGUCAAAGCUCUCAACCUUGUGCCAAAUGGUCAAUCUGGACCCAAAUCAGCGAGUAUAUUUGGAUUGCUAGACCAAUGCAAAACUGCCCAGGGAUCGCGAUUACUUGGACAAUGGAUCAAACAGCCACUCAUGAACAUUUCUGAUAUUGUGAAUCGACAAAACUUGGUACAAGUUUUUUUUGACGACUCGCAGCUUCGUCAGGCGCUUCAGGACGAGCGACUCAAAACAUUUCCAGAUCUUCACCGACUUGCACGCAAAUUUCAGCGCGGAAGUGCAUCACUCCAAGACGUUGUUCGAGUCUAUCAAGUGGUUCUAGGUCUUCCUGCAAUGGUUGAAACGCUUGAAGAUUACAGUGGAAAAUACAUGGAUUUAUUUUCUGAAACAUUUACACUAAAAUUCAAGGAAUAUAGCGAGAGCCUUUGUAAACUACAGGAGCUUGUGGAAACAACGAUUGAUCUGGCUGCAGUUGAAAACCAUCAAUAUCUCAUUAAACCCGAUUUUCAUCGGGAGUUGCUUGAAACUCGAAGCAGCAUGGACAACGUACUGAAUACAAUUCAGUCUGAAGCAGAACAAGUGGCUAUUGACUUGGGCAUCGAGUUUGAAAAACGAUUGAAAUUUGAAAAAAAUAGUCAAUAUGGGUACCAUCUUCGACUAUCGCGAGUUGAUGCAAACCGAAUUCGUGGCAAUCGUGACUAUAUUGAGUUGUCGACUCAAAAAGCAGGCGUACUGUUUACCACUGUAAAUUUACGGACGCUUAGCAACAAUUUUGCAGAGUUGACCAAAGCAUAUGAACUUUUACAGCAAAACCUAUCCAAAGAUGUGAUUUCUAUUACCGGUUCGUAUUUUCCAGUGCUGGAACUGCUUAAUCAACUUGUUGCACAUAUCGAUGUGUUAGUAAGUUUUGCAGAUGUUGCCAUUUCUGCACCUAUGCAAUACGUUCGUCCCAACAUACUACUUUCAGGACAAGGUGAUAUCAUUCUUAAAAAGGCCAGGCAUCCGUGUGUAGAAGUUCAAGACGAUGUUUCUUUUAUUGAGAAUGAUGUUGACUUGGUUCGAAAUGACAGUGUUUUUCAAAUUAUCACUGGACCCAACAUGGGAGGAAAAUCAACCUAUAUUCGUCAGAUUGGUGUUAUUGUUCUUAUGGCUCAAAUUGGAUCGUUUGUACCAUGUGAAGAGGCAUCCGUAUCGAUUGUAGAUUCCAUUCUAGCACGUGUGGGAGCCAAUGAUAGUCAACUAAAAGGCAUAUCCACAUUUAUGGCUGAAAUGCUUGAGACUGCUUCAAUUUUGCGUGCUGCCACAUCAAAUUCGUUGAUUAUUAUUGAUGAACUGGGUCGAGGCACCAGCACAUACGAUGGAUUUGGACUUGCAUGGGCGAUUGCAGAGCAUAUUGCAAAACAUAUUGGCUGCUUCACGCUGUUUGCGACACAUUUUCACGAACUUUCGAAUCUUGCUGACCAAGUACCUUUUGUUAAAAACUUGCAUGUGUCUGCAUUGUUAUCAACCCUCUCGUCUGGACCCAAAUCGUUGACGCUGCUUUAUAAAGUGAUGCCUGGCGUAUGCGAUCAAAGUUUUGGUAUUCAUGUAGCAGAACUUGCUGCAUUUCCUGAUUCAGUUGUCAAGAUUGCCAAACGAAAAGCUGCCGAACUGGAGGAUUUCAGUCAUCAUGACGAACAGCCCAAACGUGUAUGGAACAGUUCGGACGAAGCAAUCCAAUCGGGUAGCGAACUUGCACAACAGUUUUUAUCUGAAGCAUCUAUACUCGCAAAAAAGCACGGAUCUAAUAUGGACAUGAUACAUACGGCAAUGCAAACUCUUGGUGCAAAGUUUGCAUCUGCCAUUGCUGACAACGAAUUUCUCAAGGAAGCAAUUGAAAGUUUGUAAACAUCUCGUGUAAUGGAAUGAAUUCAAAUACAUGGUUUUAAGCCAUUGAACGAAUAGGCAGAUACAACACGGGAAGAAUUCAAAUAAACUACCAACUCUAUUUCAUUCUCU
This is a messenger RNA of Batrachochytrium dendrobatidis JAM81, 2884 nucleotides long. Its product is annotated as mismatch repair ATPase MSH2. Gene Ontology annotation, biological process: mismatch repair; mitotic recombination. Bases 2 to 2773 code for a protein of 923 amino acids. Gene Ontology annotation, cellular component: nucleus; MutSalpha complex. Gene Ontology annotation, molecular function: ATP-dependent DNA damage sensor activity; ATP binding; mismatched DNA binding. Lineage: Eukaryota; Fungi; Chytridiomycota; Chytridiomycetes; Rhizophydiales. The transcript has 20 exons. The record is from RefSeq and is a predicted model, not a curated record.